Molecule: messenger RNA, 804 nt
Organism: Prunus armeniaca (apricot)
Lineage: Eukaryota; Viridiplantae; Streptophyta; Magnoliopsida; Rosales; Rosaceae
Source: the annotation of a GenBank genome assembly
AUGGCGUCUCAUGUUAUCUACGCAAGCCCAUCUCUUUCUGGGAACCAGACAAUUACCUCUCCAAGUGGCAUUUUUGAGCUGGGUUUCUUCACACCAGAGUUUGAUCACCCAAUUGAUACUUGGCUUCCAGGAGGGAAGCUUGGACAUAAUAGGCUUAUGAAAGAAAAACUAAGUCUUACUCCAUGGAGAAACCCACAAAAUCCAGCACCUGGCCUCUUUCCUAUCUGGGCAACAUCUUAUCUUAUGAAAGGGAGUGGUGACAUGAGCUUGUAUCUUGAUGUGCUUUCAUCUAUUUCAAAUGGGAUAUAUAAAUAUAUCAUUGUUCUUUGUAGUUUGUAUCUUCAAGGCCAAGGAUUAGGAACUGGGAGUCGUAUCUUGGAGUCUUGUAGUUGUAGACUGUCAGUACCUAAGGAACCAUCUGGUGGCACGCACACAAUGACACUGGCUGGAGCCACAGUUCAUGGCGCAAUAUUUGUGUAUCCAAAACGUGGAGCUGGCUAUCCUUUUCCCAAGCCUCGUGAAGAAGUGCAAAUAAUAUUAGCAUCCCUGAAAAUUCUCCAGGAGGAUAAGGCAUUGGGUGAUAUAGUUGUGGAUGGUAUGGUUGGGGAUAAUACAAAUGAGAUGGCGGCUGAUAUAAAUAAGGAUGAUGCUAAUAAGUCGGAUACUGAUGUGAAGAUGGAGUCUGCUGGGAAGGUGACUGAUGCUGGGAGGGAGAACGAUGUUGGUUGGAUGAAUGCUGCUGAGAGGAUGAACAUUGCCACUGGGAGGGUGAUUGCUCUUGUGAGGAAGACUGUUGAUGUGUAG